AUGGGAUCACCUAACAGUGAUGGGAUCACCUUUGUAAUCAAGACACUUAAUCCGAAUCACACAUGUCAGAGGCUUAGUAUAAAAAAGGAGGGUGUAACUGCAGCAUGGAUAGCAAAGAAAUUGGCUUCCAAUGUUAGGGCAGAUCCAUAUAUGAACAUCAAUGUAAUGGAAGACUAUCUUUCAGAAAAGUAUGGUGUGAAAGCUAGUAAGAAUAAGUUGUACAAGGCUAAAUGUAUUGUCAAUGAAGAAACUGAUGGCAGUCAUGCAAGGGCAUACAAGAAGUUAGAAAAUUAUGGGCUUAUGGUUAAGGAAAGAAACCCUGGGACAGAAUUUGGAUGUAGGCCAUUCAUUGGCCUUGAUGGUUGUCAUCUAAAGGGAGUAUAUGGCGGAGUAUUGAUUUCAGCAAUUGCAAUUGAUGGGAACAAUGGAAUGUUUCCCCUUGCAUAUGGUGUGGUUGAAACAGAGUGUAAAGAUAGUUGGUUAUUCUUUCUUCAUCACUUGCUUGGAUGCAUUGGGAUAGUCACACCUGUUUGGGAACCAUUAACAUUCAUGACAGACAAACAAAAAGGUCUGAUUGAAGCAAUUGGAAUCAAGUUCCCAAUAGCACAUCAUAGGCACUGUAGUAGACAUCUGUAUAAUAAUUUCAAGACACAGUUUGGAGGUGGACCUGCAUUGAGGGGAUAUUUCUGGAGAGCAAGUAAAUCAUAUAAUGCUAUGGAUUUUCAAAGGGCUAUGAAUGCCAUGAAAGAGGAGAAGCCCGAAGCAUAUGAGUGGUUGAUGAAGACUUUUGUCUGUAUGUGGGCAAGACUUGCUUUUAAUCAUAGAGCCAAGAGUGAUCACAUUACCAAUAAUAUGAUAGAGUCAUUCAAUCAGUGGGUUGGACCCUUGAGAGGCAAGCCAAUACUUACCUUAGUUGAUCAAAUUAGAUUGAAAUUGAUGGGUAGGUUUCAGAAAAGGUAUGCUAAGGGUUGCACCUAUGAACAUGUGUUGACUCCCAGAAUGCAAAAGACGCUUGAUGUGUUGCAGAAAGAUGUCAGGUAUUGUCAUGCAGUGUAUGCUGGAGUAGAUGAAUUUGAGGUGCAAGAUGGUCUGAAUAAGAGGUAUCUCAUGGCCAAUGGUGAGAUGAUUCAUCCACUAUCUGAUGUGAAGAAUUUGGCUGACACUGCCUUGCUUACUCCUGUUUUGAAGAGGUCAAUUGGUAGACCUAGUAAAAAUAGAAAGAGAGAAGCUGAUGAGCCACCUAAGCAAGAUAACAAGAGGAAGUCCUCCAGUAUUAGGUGUGACAGAUGUAAAGAAUAUGGUCACAAUAGGAGGACAUGCAAAGGAGGUCCAAUUAAGGGUAAAGGAAAAGGGCCAUCCUCUUCUCGAAGCAGUGGUGUCAAGAGGAAGCGCAUGGAUGAAGAGCCAACUCCCUCUCAGAGGGUAACAAGGUCUUCUCAAAAUUCAACUACAACCUCUAAUGUAGCUGAACAAGAUAAGGCUUGGGCAGAAAGGGUAAGAGUUGCUGCCAAAGGCUCUUGGUUGCUGUCUAGGAUGGAGAGUUGCUAUCAAGGAUGGAGAGUUGCUGUCAAGGAGGGUGUUGCUGUCAAGGAUGUAGAAGCUGCCAAGGAUGAAGUUGCUGUACUAUGA
Telopea speciosissima is the source of this 1629-nucleotide messenger RNA. RefSeq lists its product as uncharacterized. The transcript has 6 exons. NCBI's taxonomy places the organism in Eukaryota, Viridiplantae, Streptophyta, Magnoliopsida, Proteales, Proteaceae. Bases 1 to 1629 code for a protein of 542 amino acids. The record is from RefSeq and is a predicted model, not a curated record.